AUGUCUGCAAAUACUUUGCGACAAUGGCUGAAGGUAGCUCGGAAACAAGCAAAACAGCUGCGGCAGAGCCUUGACGAUGAGUUGCAAGGUUUUCUAGAAAAGAAUAUCCCUAAACCCCAGAGGUCGUUGGUAAGGCUACCAGUUGCCGUUAACCGUAGACCACCGUUUAGACAUGGGAACAGAUUUGUUCACACGUCUGCAAAAGGUGGUGUUAAUCCUCCACAUGCCUCACCGCCGUUUAGAAAUCAAUCUCCCAGAUUCACCUCAUGCGGUGGAAAUACGCUUUUGGCCAGUUUCAACAGCACGUAUAGAGCCCCCAAGGGGACUCCUCGCGGUCUCUUUACAAAUUGGAAUAUGAAUACCGCUCGAUUUACCAAUGGGAGAGCGUAUUCGACGUCCGCCAUCAGAAUCACUCACGACGCUGUUCAGAAUAUGGCAAUAUCGCUACGUUGCUUUUAUAAUCUUUGGGACGACUAUCUUUUAGGUAAUGGGCUUGAUGAUAAGACGAAACUAAAAUCUCGUGUUUCAAACUUUGUCAACAAUGGGAACCUGAGCCCCAAAGGUGUAUCUCUUCUACGCACCAAGGAAUUGUGUCGAAUGAUCGAAGAUCACAAGCAAGAGCUAGGCUACGACAAUUUCAAACCUGGGGAGGAGAUGGGAUGCGUGGUGGAAUUUCAAAUGCCAUGUCUCGAAAUGGCAGCCAUGCCAUCCAUGGUGUUUGCUUCUGAUGAGGCUCUUGACAUGUGGCACGAAGAGCUCGCGGCUUACAACAUUAAAAUUCGAACAAUUGAAGAAAGUGUUAGAACUAUCUAUGAGCAUUAUGGUGCGUUGCCUUUAGAGUUCGACAAGCGCUCUGUGCGUGUUCGAUUUCCGAACAUUACCACUUACGAAGCAGAGAUGUUGAUGCGAGACCUGGGGCUGACGCUGGGUCUCGUUCUACCUGCGGAGCGUCACUCUGGUUCGCAAGGUUAUCUGAAUGAAAGGCAUGGGAGCUAUGUGAUCCCACGCGAAGAUGUGGAACAGAACCCCGGGGGAGAAUUUGCUCCGGUACUCUCAUCUCCGUCAUUGUCAGCAUCUCAGUAUUCAGGUUUCUCGCUUCUGUCAUCCUACGGUUAA
Lachancea dasiensis is the source of this 1116-nucleotide messenger RNA. The record is from the annotation of a GenBank genome assembly. NCBI's taxonomy places the organism in Eukaryota, Fungi, Ascomycota, Saccharomycetes, Saccharomycetales, Saccharomycetaceae.